Messenger RNA from Lasiosphaeria miniovina, 786 nucleotides. RefSeq names its product glucosamine-6-phosphate isomerases/6-phosphogluconolactonase-domain-containing protein. The record is from RefSeq and is a predicted model, not a curated record. The coding region runs from base 1 to 786 and encodes 261 amino acids. Gene Ontology annotation, biological process: carbohydrate metabolic process; pentose-phosphate shunt. The transcript has a single exon. Lineage: Eukaryota; Fungi; Ascomycota; Sordariomycetes; Sordariales; Lasiosphaeriaceae. Gene Ontology annotation, molecular function: 6-phosphogluconolactonase activity.
AUGAGCAAGCAAGCCAACCUCUACUCGUUCGCCGACGUGGCCACGCUAGCACCGGCCCUCCGUGCCUACGUUAUCCAAUGCCAGGAGGCCGGCCUAGCGCGCCACGGCGUUUUCAAGGUGGGCGUGUCGGGCGGCUCCCUCCCUAAGACGCUGGCACAGGCGCUACUUGCGCCGUCGACGGACAACGGCGAUGCGGUCAAGUGGGACAGGUGGGAGAUCUUCUUCGCCGACGAGCGCGCCGUGCCGCUGGACCACGCCGACUCCAACUACGCGCUGCUCAAGGCGGAGCUACUAGACAAGCUCCCCGCAGAUGUGCAGCAACCGGUGGUGCACACCAUCGACCCGCAGUACCUCGGGGACACGCAGGAGCUGGCCGACCAGUACGAGCAGAGCCUGGUGCGGUCCUUUGCCAGCCGCGACUCGGUCAAGCUGCCCAUAUUCGACCUGCUGCUCCUCGGCUGUGGGCCCGACGGCCACACGUGCUCCCUGUUCCCCGGCCACGAGCUCCUGCGCGAGACCAGCGCCUGGAUCGCCCCCAUUGAGGACUCGCCAAAGCCUCCACCCCGGCGCAUCACGCUGACCCUGCCUGUCGUAACCCACUCGGUGCGCAUCGCCUUUGUGGCCACGGGCGCCGGCAAGAAGGGCAUCAUGAAGGAGAUCUUUGAGGACUCCAAGGGGUUGCCGUGCGCGCUGGUCAACGAGGGGACGGGCGAGCGCUGCAGCUGGUUCGUCGACAAUGCCGCUGUUGAGGGAGUCAGCUAUCCCAGGAGGCCGUUCAGUCUCUAG